Pelobates cultripes (western spadefoot toad) is the source of this 3635-nucleotide messenger RNA. The record is from the annotation of a GenBank genome assembly. NCBI's taxonomy places the organism in Eukaryota, Metazoa, Chordata, Amphibia, Anura, Pelobatidae.
GCCCAGUGGCCCCGCCCCCAGCACGGUGAAGGCGCCGGAUUUAGAUAGUGACAGUGUUAGUACAUAGCGCGAUAGCGAGAAUUUAUCGACUGGAGCAUGGUGCAAAUCCGGGUAUUCAGGUAACAGCGACACAAUCGGUUAUUAUACACUGUGUUAUUAUAUACUGUUAUUAUACACUGCGUUAUUAUAUUCUGUUAUUAUAUACUGUGUUAUUAUAUACUGUUAUUAUACACUGCGUUAUUAUAUACUGUUAUUAUAUACUGUUAUUAUACACUGUGUUAUUAUAUACUGUUAUUAUACACUGCGUUAUUAUAUACUGUUAUUAUACACUGCGUUAUUAUAUACUGUUAUUAUAUACUGUUAUUAUACACUGUGUUAUUAUACACUGUGUUAUUAUAUACUGUUAUUAUACACUGUGUUAUUAUAUACUGUUAUUAUACACUGUGUUAUUAUAUACUGUUAUACACAUAGUACAUACUGUUAUACACAUAAUGUUAUUACGCACAGUGUUGCAUUACACACAGCGUGUCGGGUUAUUACGUACAGUGUUGUAUUACGCAUAGCGUGCCGGGUUGUUAUUCAGAGUGUAGUAUUACGCACAGCGUCCCAGGUUAUUAUGCACAGCUUGCCAGGUUAUUACACACAGUUUAAUAUUACGCCCAGUGUGCUGGGUAAUUACGCACAGUGUUAUAUUAGGUACAGUGUGCCAGGUUAUUAUGUACAGGGUCCCGGGUUAUUACGCACAGUGUUGUAUUGCAUACAGCAUGCUGGGUUAUUACGCACAGUUUUGUAUUCUGCGCAGUGUGCAGGCUUUAUGUGGGGAUAUUAUACACUAGGUGUACCUUCCAAAUGUGGGGUUAUUACACUGUGUGUGCCUGUCGGAUGUGCGGUUAUUAUACACUGCUCGUACUCGUCAGAUUCACAGCUAUUAUACACCAUGUGUGUCUGCUUCAUGCAAGGUUAUUAUACACUGUGCAUCCUUGUUGGGUGCAAGGUUAUUAUACACUGUACCUGUCUGAUGCGGGGUCACUAUACAGGGUGCAUGCCGGCCGGGUGCAGAGUUAAUAUACACGGUGGGUACCGGCCGGGUGCAGAGGUAAUAUACACGGUGGGUACCGGCCGGGUGCAGAGUUAAUAUACACGGUGCGUACCGGCCGGGUGCAGAGUUAUUAUAUACGGUUAGUGUUGUGAACACUCCUGAUGUCUCCUUGUUUUACAGGGGUACUGAGGGCCAGCCAGACGAGUGGCUGCUGAUGGAAUUACAGGGGGAAAUCGAAGCUCGAAAUCAAGAUGGACUGGCCGGGAAUCUGAUGGGAGAUCUGCACUACACUAAGGAGGUACGUAAUGGGUUAUACUGCGUGGAAACAUGUACAUCUGUUAAUGCUGCACCCAGUCAAAUAACUCCACCUUACAAUUACUGUGUGUGCUUCAUUUUUUCACAGCGAUACUGCUCCAUGCUAUUACCCUUAUUGUAAGUCUAUUGGAACUGCUGCCAAAUCGUGCUGAUCAAUACUGACCGUUACUCAUUGAUUACCUCGCCUCCUGCUUUACGGGGAAAAAUAUCAUUAAUGAAAAUUUUCACAUGUUGUAAUAUAUAUUGAUAUAUGUGACUUUGCAGAGUUGUAAUGUCCCCUGCUGAGUAUGGCAUGGACCUUCCAGCAUUGCAGUGGCUAGAAGCUUUUAAGACGUGGCUGGUAGCGUAAAACUCGAAAUGUUAAAUUCUGUAUACAGUAACAUAUCAAAAGGUUACAUUUACACAAUCUUUAUCUGUUUAUUUUUUUUCUCGUUACUGCUAUUUGCUUCUGCCAGUCCGUACAGUAUAACUUUCUCUUUCUUUUUUUAUCCCCUGGGUAGGGCAUUCCCUAGAUCUAACCUAUUGCUCCAUAUAAACUGCGUUAUUAGCUAAGCACUUCAGCCCAAAUACUACAGUUUCUUGGUCUGUCUAGUCUACGCUGAGGGUACAAUUCGGCUAGCGUACUAAUUGGAUGCCCACACUGUUAGCUUGAGGUGAAUACUGUGAUAGGAUGAAACUAACCUGUAAAUUCUGUGACUUCCUGGCUGCAGAUCCAAAAUGCCUUAUUGCCUCUUGUGCUGCAUUUGGUAUCCAAUAACUGCUACUCGUCCUCAAAUAUCUGGCUGAGCUUAAUAGGGAAUAUAACCUGAAGACAUCUGCCGUGCCAAGCAUUGCCACCUCUGGUUUCGCCUGGUCUUCCAGUAAAGCAAGCAGCGUAGAUCACAAUCCCUAAACGAGAGGGCACAAGGGGCAUAGAAUAUUCUUGGUGUUUAUCUCUCUUUAGCUCUUUAACCAGAGCUCAAAAUGUCUACUAGCCAUUGACCAGAGAAAAUGUAACCCUGGCUCCUAGAAAUACCCACCUGGGGAGUGGGCUGUGGACCCCCAGGCUUGCAGUGGCUAGUAACUUUUAAGGGCUGGAUAGUAGUGUAGGACUUGAAAAGCUGAGCCUUGAUUUAAGCUCUAGUUAACAUAGUGUCAAUAGGACCCCCACUGUUUUCUGUCCUUGUGAUUAGACUCUUGAUUGAGACAAUUUAUUUCAAAGUUUGAUAUCUCUGUAUACAUUUCUAUUAACCUUUUAACAUGUUGCUUGUCAAACCUCAUUGUGUGUAAUGUAGUCCUAUCUGAUUCUUAAUGCCAGCUUUGCCCCCCCCCCCAUGUAAUUCUAGUUUGAAGUGCCUGUCUUUUAUGUGACUGUCUUGCUGGGCACAGAGAUAUUUUAAGUUUAACGUGAAACAUUUGCAGGAAAAUAAGAGUAUGGGGUCCGUUAAAGCCUUUUAGUGUCUCAUAAAAUGAAUUCCAGUUUACUUUACAGCAGUCCUGGGGGCUUUGUCUGUUUUGUUAAUAUAUAUUCGAAGGGCAUUCGUGAUGAUGAUUCGAUCUUGUACAUGAUUUUUUUUUUUUUUUCUAAAAAAACCUAAAAGAAAAACCUCUAACAUUAUACUCAUCUGUUGCUGUUAAACUAAGCUGUACCACUAGAUGUCGCUCACAGCCAGAUGUUGAUCAUUAGACGUAGCUAUUGUAGAACAUCUUCUGAAAUUCUAGCAGGAAGAGCUCUAAUGCUUUACUGCCAAUGCAGAGAAUGUGUUCUUCACUGCUUUGAUGUCCCUGUUGCCCCUAUUCUGCCAUCAGGGUGUUCCUGUGCUGAUUAUCGGACAUCACAUCCUGUAUGGGAAGGUAUCUCGCUUGGAGAAGCCGUUUGCAGUGUUGGUGAAGAGUUGUAGUGUCCCAAUGGAGGAACAUGGAGACACAGAGUACCACGUGACAGCACUGAUAAAGAAGAAAGUCAUCUUUAAAACACGUCCCAAACCCAUCAUCAUCAAUGUCCCCAAGAAGGUGUGAGAAGCUGGAUGGUGGCCCUGUAUGGAGCAUAUCGACUCCAGGAGGAAACUCUCAGAAUGUGGACGUUUGGAUCCUCUGUGUACAUAGAAACAGCUCACCUCUUCAGGUUUUCAACCCAGUUCUCUAUUGUUAUAAAGAAGAGAAUGAUGGGAAAUGUCCCGGAAGACGUCUUCUGCAGGCGCUAAACAGAUGUGUCCAUAUAAUGUGUAUAAAUAUAUUUAUAUUUUUUGAUGAGUUGCUUGUUUUACUUGUUUAAACAAUAAAUCACUGUAAAUAGUCAUGA